AUGAGUUUGCAAAAGGGAGAAAAAGUGAUUGAAGAACGUCAAAGAAGCGGAAAUUACGCAUCGAACACAUGGAAGGCAUUUUCAGAAUCGGCAAGGCUUGUCGGACCGGUGAAACCCAAGCAAGCAAUUCUGUUACACCAGUACCGUAUAAAAAACCCUGCUCCCCACGAGAACGGAGCCCAAGAGACUGAAGAACAAAAGUCGGGAAAAAAUAAAACUAUUCUCAAGAUUCAAAGAUGGGGUAUCUAA
Molecule: messenger RNA, 249 nt
Organism: Opisthorchis viverrini
Lineage: Eukaryota; Metazoa; Platyhelminthes; Trematoda; Opisthorchiida; Opisthorchiidae
Exons: 1
Coding region: 1-249 (82 amino acids)
Source: RefSeq, a predicted model, not a curated record